AUUUCCUUAAAUACAAUGUUAUGUAACAGUCAGCAAUAUCUUCUUAUAAUUCAUUUACAUAAAUCUUUUUAUAGAAGUCGUGAACCUGACCGGGAUCGGUCAAGAAGGUCACCACUAAGGGGCAGAAGAGACAAUGAGUCCAGACCAAACCGACAAAGUUCGAAUGAAAACGGUGGUAAGUACGCAUGGUUAAACGCGUCUUCAGAAAAAUCGAGCAAAUUAUCGCGAGAGGAACACCGGCGACAGUUUGAGCGCGACGUUCGUCACCGAGAAGACAGAUCGUCACGCAAGCGUUGGGAUGUCAAGUCCACGACUGCAAGCCAAGGAAUAUGGCCACUACCUGCGCCUACUGUCACUACUUUGGGAAUGUCGAAGGUGCCCCUCCCACCCCCACAAGUUCUCCACCAAACCCCGAUCCUAUCCACACCCCCUAUCACCACCCCCACACCCCAAACCUCAAGCACCUUUACCCCUAGUGGGUACUCGGGCAACCUUAUUCAAAUAAACCCCCAGCCCCCUCCUGUCAAUCAAACAAACCCAAUCUACACGGGAUUCCCCCAAGCCACUCCAACUGCAGGAAAAGGGUUACUUCCGACUCCAUUAAUGCUCCCAACAAACAGUGUUAACCAGGGACCUUCAGUUGGUGUUUUAGCUUCCCAACCCCAGCAACAAGCCCAGGCCCAAGGAAACUUUUCCCAACAAACGAUUACUCAGCAAAUUAUUCAGCCUCAACAAACAAUGACUCAGCAGAUAGUUCAACAGCCUCAAACUGCUCCAAACCCGGGUGUUACUAUACUUGGCUCACAAGGUGGACAAGCUAUUGUACUUCUAACAGCAGAGCAACUGCAACAGCUAACUGGUCAAAAUACUUCAAGCCAGCCAUCCACCCAACCACAAGCCACACAACCUCAACAAAUACAAAACCAAAUGCAGCAGUUACAAUUACAACAACAGAUCCUACAAGAACAAAACCUAAUUCAACAACAAAUGCUGCAGAACCAGCUCCAACCUUUAACAUUACAAACCCAACUUGCACAGCAGAAUCUACAGAUUCGAUUACAACAACUACAAUUGCAGCAACAAGCUUUGCAGCAACAAUCCACCCAACCCCAAGCACUUCAGCAAGUGAUACAACCAAGUCAACCCAUCAUAGAUGCCCCAACACCCGCAGCCCAAUCUGCAUUUAACCCCCCUACAGCAAGCCCCCCAUACGAGGUACAGCCCCCUGCCAAACCCGCCUCACCCCCACGAGACCCGAGACCCCCCCGUUUACCCAGGAAUUGGAAAUCAGCUACGGACGCCGAAGGGAGCGUUUAUUAUUAUCAUGUUAUUACAAGGAAGACACAAUGGGAAGCUCCAUCCUGGGACGCUGUGGAUGACGAGGAAACUCUGGUGAAGAAACCGAGUGAAGCCACCAAUAGUGUUAAUGAUGGGAAACAAAAGCCGAGUGAGAACGCAGCUGGGUCAAUCACUGAAGAAGCAAAGAAAGCUCGCGAAGCCUUUCGAAGCAAGAUGUCCCAACAUAUCGUGUAUUGUUUGAAUUCAUAUCGGAAGCCUGAAUGUAAGAUCGGACGAAUCACUUCAACUGAAGAUUUUAAACGACUUGCAAGAAAGCUUACCCACAAUGUCCUGAUGAAAGAGAUUAAACAAGUAAUAGUUUGGGAGGACUUAGAAUAUAAUGCCAAUGUAAAACAUAAGGCAAAAGAAUAUGUUAAGAAAUACAUGGCGAAAAUGGGGCCAAUUUAUAAAGCAAGAGAUGAUGAUGAAAAAACUGAAAGAUAACAUCGAAUACUGCCAAUGUUUUAGUUGGAAAUCUGUUUAAAAGAAUGAGCUGCUGGAACUGUGAAAGGUCCGGGGUUAAAAUACUCUCGGCGUUUCUGGCUGUAUGGUGUAAUCGAUUAGCUGCUAAUGGAUAAUUACAUCUGAAAUCAAGUUUAGUAUUUUCAAAAUACAUAGUUUAUAUUAACAGCUAAAUAGCUACAAGUGGUAUCAAAUUGGCCUACAGCUACAUUCUGUUCUUUUCCAAUAUUUCUUGCAACGUUUCCUAUUUUUGUGCCAUUACGUUCGUAAUUAUGGUUGUUCGACCUUAAUUAAAAGUUAGACUUUUUCUACACCAA
Molecule: messenger RNA, 2117 nt
Organism: Ciona intestinalis (vase tunicate)
Lineage: Eukaryota; Metazoa; Chordata; Ascidiacea; Phlebobranchia; Cionidae
Source: RefSeq, a predicted model, not a curated record